This is a messenger RNA of Aspergillus calidoustus, 984 nucleotides long. The record is from the annotation of a GenBank genome assembly. NCBI's taxonomy places the organism in Eukaryota, Fungi, Ascomycota, Eurotiomycetes, Eurotiales, Aspergillaceae.
AUGGCGGCACCUGCUGAGAAGCCCGCGUCGAAAUACGAUGACUAUGACUAUCCCACUACUGCCCCCGAGGCUCAGCCUGGCCACCCUGGCCAUACCAGUCCGGAGCAAGACGCCAAAGUAGAUCAGCUCCGCAGCGAGCUGGAACAGGAGGGUUACGUCGAGCGGCUGGACACUCUGACUCUGCUGCGUUUUCUAAGAGCCCGUAAAUUUGAUGUUGCGGCUACUAAGGCAAUGUUCAUCGCAAGCGAAAAGUGGAGGAAGGAAUUCGGUACUGAUGACCUGGCCGCCACUUUCGAGUACCCUGAAAAGCCAGCAAUCUUCAACUAUUAUCCUCAGUACUAUCACAAGACGGACAAGGACGGUCGCCCCGUGUACAUCGAGAAGUAUGGCCGCAUUGACCUCACCGCUAUGUCCAAGAUCACCACCGACGAGCGUAUGCUGAAGAACCUCGUCACGGAGUAUGAGAAAUGCGCCGACCCUAGGUUGCCCGCUUGCUCACGAAAGGCCGGAAAACUACUUGAAACUUGCUGCAGUAUCAUGGAUUUGAAGGGUGUUGGAAUCACGAGCAUGCCGUCCGUUUACGGCUAUCUCAGCCGAGCAUCCGCCAUCUCUCAGAACUACUACCCCGAACGACUUGGAAAGCUGUACCUGAUCAAUGCUCCUUGGGGAUUCAGCACUGUGUUCAGUGUUGUCAAGGGCUUCCUUGACCCUGUCACUGUCGAAAAGAUCCAUGUUCUCGGAUCUGGCUACCAAUCCGAGCUCCUGAAGCAGGUUCCAGCAGAGAACCUUCCCAAGGAAUUCGGUGGCUCCUGUCAGUGUGAGGGAGGUUGCGAGUACAGUGAUGCGGGCCCGUGGCAGGAAGCAGAGUGGGCCAAGCCGCCCAAGUGGGCUGCCCCCAAGGAAGACAAGAACGCCAUUCAAAACGAGGAGGCGGGCAUUGAACAGAAAACCGAAACGCAAGAUGCUUCUCAACCCGUUGCAUAG